Molecule: messenger RNA, 1268 nt
Organism: Manis javanica (Malayan pangolin)
Lineage: Eukaryota; Metazoa; Chordata; Mammalia; Pholidota; Manidae
Gene: HDHD3
Product: haloacid dehalogenase like hydrolase domain containing 3
Cellular component (GO): nucleus
Source: RefSeq, a predicted model, not a curated record
CACGGAGGGGCGGGGAGGGUGACAGAACGCCCUGGGAAUGAGGAGCGCGGGGAGGAGAGCGGGAGCAGCAAGGGCAGCGAGCGGAGAGGGCGGGGGGCAGCGGAGGGGCGGCAGAGGCUGAGGCAGCGAGAGCAAGAGGGCGGCCACGGCGUAGGGGCGGCGCGCGGGCCGCGGAGGGCAGCGGGCGCCGCGCGGGGGGCGGGCCCAGUGGCUGCGUCCGCGGCUGAGCUCUGCUCCUGUCCUGGGUCGGGUGCGGCUGCGGCUUCCUUCCUGGCGGCUUCCCCGCGCGGCAGGAUCUGCUGUGAUGAUGUCAGCCAAGUGCCAGGAAAUCUGACCCAUGAGGCCCGGAAAGAGAAGACCUUUAAGUUGUGGAGGGGUAAUCUGUGUAGCCGAGUUUCCCUUUGGCUUCUGGGACCUGAGGCAGACCUGGAGUAGACUUGGCCCCCUCCUGCAGACCCAUGAUACACCGGCUACAGAUAAGACUGCUGACAUGGGAUGUGAAGGACACACUGCUCAGGAUCCGCCGUCCUGUGGGAGAAGAAUAUGCCACCAAGGCCCGGGCCCAUGGGCUGGAGGUAGAGGCAGCCACCCUGGAACAGGCCUUUGGGCAGGCAUUCAGGGCUCAGAGCCACAGGUUCCCCAACUACGGCCUGAGCCAUGGUCUUACCUCCUGCCAGUGGUGGUUGGAUGUGGUCCUGCAGACUUUCCACAUAGCAGGUAUUCAGGAUGCUCAGACUGUGGCCUCCAUUGCCAACCAGCUGUACAAGGACUUCAGCAAACCCUGCACCUGGCAGGUGUUGGAGGGGGCUGAAUCCACCCUGAAGGGGUGCCGAAAACGAGGUCUUAGGCUGGCAGUGGUCUCCAACUUUGACCGGCGGUUAGAAGAUAUCCUGGUGGGUCUUGGCCUGCGGGAACACUUCGACUUUGUGCUUACUUCUGAGGCUGCCGGCUGGCCCAAGCCAAACUCCCGCAUUUUCCAUGAGGCCUUGCAACUUGCUCAGGUGGAACCGGCAGUAGCAGCCCAUAUUGGGGACAAUUACCACUGUGAUUAUAAGGGAGCACAGGCUGUAGGCAUGCACAGCUUCCUGGUGGUUGGCCCAGGACCUUUGGACCCUGUGGUCAAGGAUUCUGUACCCAGAGAACACAUCCUCCCUUCACUGUCCCAUCUCCUGCCUGCCCUUGACCGCCUGGAGGGCUCACCCCCAGGACCUUAGCAAGGGAAGUGGCUGGGCCUAAUAAACACUGGAGACAGACGCCUUCCUUUCUGA